Messenger RNA from Oncorhynchus masou masou (cherry salmon), 4357 nucleotides. Its product is annotated as protein kinase C epsilon type. Gene Ontology annotation, cellular component: cytoplasm; nucleus. Gene Ontology annotation, biological process: protein phosphorylation. Gene Ontology annotation, molecular function: diacylglycerol-dependent serine/threonine kinase activity; ATP binding. Bases 913 to 3210 code for a protein of 765 amino acids. Lineage: Eukaryota; Metazoa; Chordata; Actinopteri; Salmoniformes; Salmonidae. The record is from RefSeq and is a predicted model, not a curated record. The transcript is spliced from 16 exons.
AUGCGUCUCUGUCCUGACAGCCUGGUCGACUCGCCUACACUGACAGUUGUGUUUCACUCCCCCAUCUGGCAUCGACAAGACGCAGCGCGCCUCAGAGAAAGAAACUGACGUGUUUUGCGCAUUUCCUGCACCAGUGUUUAGACGGUCGGAGGAGAAAGGGAGGUGUGCAGGAAACCAAGAACAUCAACGGCGAGAAAACAGCCUGGGAGUUUAAGGAGCAAACUGAAACCAAGUACAGCAACGGCAAGAAACCCGUCUGGGAGUAUAAGGAGCGAACAGAAACCAAGAAAACCACAACAGAGUCGACCUGCAACUAUACACUGCUUGAGCAAUUCACAAGUCGGGUAGUCGGUUUGGGAAACAUCCCAAAUACUCGGCGAGGAGGCAGCAGUCUCUAACAACGGUGGAAUACGAGUGUUUCCAAAGCCUAGUGGAGUUGCCGAGGAUAGUUUUGAUAGAUUUUGCUCUGUCGUGUUGCGGUUUGGGUAGGCUAUUGACAUUCCAACUGCUGCAUAGUCGUAUUUUUCCUUCAUAUAAGCUUAUCAAGACGUGUAUUUAUUCUAUUCAAAAGAAAGGAUUUGUCUGGUUGAACGCCAAAUGUGGAUUAUCAUUGGGAAAACCAAGACUGUUAGAGAGCAAAAACGAGACAAUUUACUCUCAUUAGACUGUUUCGGGAGGAGUGAUUUGCAUCCGAUUGGUAGUCUAUGUGUGUACUAGCGUGAGACGGGACAGCAUUUCCCCGUUACAUUUAAGUCUCAACCCAUUCAAACCGUGGUCUUCAUUUGAGGAUUCAAACGAUACAUAAAACUAGGAGAAAUUAUUUAUGACCAGUUGAAGUGUUUGGGUUAAAGGAAUUUAUUGUAAACAACCACUCUUCUUCCAAGUCAUAUUGAGGAGGAUUACAUCACCGCCAUGGUGGUUUUCAAUGGGUUAUUGAAGAUCAGGAUUUGUGAGGCGUUGGACUUGAAACCGACAGCUUGGUCUCUCAGACAUGCGGUUGGCCCAAAGACCCAGACUUUUCUCUUAGACACAUACAUUGCACUAAACGUGGAUGACUCGCGUGUGGGCCAAACUUCCACCAAACAGAAAACCAACAGCCCUGCGUGGAACGACGAAUUCGUUACGGAGGUGCAUAACGGAAGGAAAAUCGAACUGUCGGUGUUUCACGAUGCGCCAAUUGGAUAUGACGAUUUCGUGGCCAACUGCAUCAUACAGUUCGAAGAUAUAUUGCAGAACGGCAGUAAGCACUACGAGGAAUGGGUAGUUUGGAGAUCGCAUCCCUUGGAACAAAAUGUCAGUUUAGGGGUGUUGAUUGACUUGGAGCCUGAGGGGAAGGUGUACGUCAUCAUGGACCUGUCUGGAUCCUCUAGUGAAGCUCCAGGCUCCGGUGAGAAUGCUGAGGAGCGUGUGUUUCGGGAGCGCAUGCGGCCUAGGAAGAGGCAGGGUGCCGUACGAAGGAGGGUCCAUCAGGUCAACGGACACAAGUUCAUGGCCACCUACCUUCGGCAGCCUACCUACUGCUCCCACUGCAGAGACUUUAUAUGGGGUGUGAUUGGGAAACAGGGUUACCAGUGUCAAGUGUGCACGUGUGUAGUCCAUAAGCGCUGCCACGAGCUCAUCAUCACAAAAUGUGCUGGGAUGAAGAAAGACAAAGAGGACACUACACCAGAAGAGGUUGGAUCCCAGCGGUUCAGCGUUAAUAUGCCUCAUAAGUUUGGUAUUCACAACUUCAAAGUCCUAACCUUCUGUGACCACUGUGGAUCGCUACUGUGGGGCCUGCUCAGACAAGGGCUGCAAUGCAAAGUCUGUAAGGUGAAUGUACACAGACGCUGUGAAAGUAACGUGGCUCCUAACUGUGGGGUGGACGCGAGGGGCAUCGCCAAGGUUCUGUCUGACCUGGGGGUCACACCUGACAAGAUCUCCAGCAGUGCCCAGAGGAGGAAAAAGAUAACCCAAGAACCCCAGCAGCCGUUACCAUGUACAACCCAGGCAGAGGAGGACCGAUCCAAAUCAGCCCCCACCUCCCCAUGUGACCAAGACCUGAAAGAGUUGGAGAACAUACGCAAGGCGCUGUCGUUUGACCAACGUGGACAGGAACACAAGUCGGCCUCAUCCUCUUCUUCCAGCAAGGUGGCGGUGGGCUCAGAGGGGGGCGAGGCCCGGGAGAAUGGAGAGCUCAAGACUCUCCAGACCAAGAGGAUGACGCUGCAUAACUUCCUCUUCAUCAAGGUCCUGGGCAAAGGCAGCUUCGGAAAGGUGAUGCUGGCUGAGCUGAAAGGGACAGAUGAGGUGUAUGCUGUGAAGGUGUUGAAGAAAGACGUGAUCCUGCAGGAUGAUGAUGUGGACUGUACCCUGACAGAGAAACGCAUAUUGGCCCUGGCUAGGAAACACCCCUACCUGACCCAGCUCUUCUGCUGCUUCCAGACUAAGGACCGUCUGUUCUUUGUGAUGGAGUAUGUAAAUGGAGGAGACCUGAUGUUUCAGAUCCAGCGCUCCAGGAAGUUUGACGAGACGCGCUCUCGCUUCUAUGCCGCCGAAGUCACCUCUGCCCUCAUGUUUCUUCACCAACAUGGAGUAAUCUACAGAGAUCUGAAACUGGAUAACAUUCUGCUGGAUGCACAAGGCCACUGUAAACUGGCUGACUUUGGCAUGUGUAAGGAGGGGAUCCUCAAUGGAGUCACCACCACCACCUUCUGUGGGACCCCAGACUACAUCGCUCCGGAGAUCCUACAGGAGCUAGAAUAUGGCCCCUCUGUGGACUGGUGGGCUCUGGGGGUGCUUAUGUACGAGAUGAUGGCUGGCCAGCCCCCCUUUGAGGCCGACAAUGAGGAUGACCUGUUUGAGUCCAUUCUCCACGAUGAUGUCCUCUACCCAGUGUGGCUAAGCAAGGAGGCAGUCUCCAUCCUGAAAGCGUUCAUGACGAAGAGUCCAAACAAGCGUCUGGGCUGUGUUAUCACCCAGGGCUUGGAGGAGGCCAUCAAGGUUCAUCCCUUCUUCAAGGAGAUGGACUGGGUUCUGCUGGAGCAGAAGAGGGUCAAACCACCCUUCAAACCUCGCAUUAAAACCAAAAGGGACGUGAACAACUUUGACCAGGACUUCACUCGCGAGGAGCCUGUCCUCACGCCAGUAGAAGACGCCAUUAUUAAGCAGAUCAACCAAGACGAGUUCAAGGGUUUCUCCUACUUUGGAGGGGAGGAGAAUCUGUCCUAAGGCCUGCACACACACACACCAACACACACACACACACCAACACACAAACAAACACGUAUAGACACACAUACAUGCAGGAACACUGACAUACACACGAAUUUAAGAACACACAUACAAACAUACAUACAUACAUGCAAACCCAUGUAUUUUCUCCCAUGCAGACAUGCAGAAUUAUAAAAUACACACAGAGUAAAUGAUUACAUUCACACACUCAUAUAAUACUCCGGCCAUUAGGGCCUCAGAUUCGUACAACCUAACCAUUCGUACAACCAGACCAUCUACAGCGCUCUACCAGUAUCUGUCUGUAUGUCUGUCUGUCCAUCAGUGCAUGUUUUCUAAGUUACAAACCAAUGUAAUUCAUGAGUAGGUCAGAUAGGAAGCCCAUCUGCUUUAUUAUCAAGGUCCUAUUGGCUCAUCCAGAUCAGAGUGGUCGAUCAAACCACACUCCUUGUGGUGGAGGGUGGCCCUAGGAUUGGCCCCCUGACACUGAAUAUAGCCUGGCCCUUGUCCCACUGGCCCGGGCUGAUAACAGUGAUGAAAGCUCCUCACAAUCCAGCCCCAGAUUGUCACAAGGCCCUUUCCAGUGGACUAUGAAAUGUACAGGGAAUGUUUGUGUUACGGUGUCAACUUUCUGUGUAUAUAAGGAUUAAAAGGUCAGGGGUUAUGUGUGCUUUGGGCAGGGGUCUUGUUCGACAUGGUCUCCUUACAAUAGAUCAGACUUUCAACUGUUUCGUUAACCAUCCUAGUUCCUCAGUGAGUAUAUGAUACUGAAAUAAUUAUAUUAUUAUAUGAAUCUGUAAUUUCUUAAGCUGUCCUGUACAUUUUUCAUUGUACUAGAAUAUCCUCCUUCUCUGCCAUGUUUAAACUGGAUGUACUAGAAUAUCCUCCUCCUCUGCCAUGUUUAAACUGGAUGUACUAGAAUGUCCUCCUCCUCUGCCAUGUUUAAACUGAAUGUACUAGAAUGUCCUCCUCCUCUGCCAUGUUUAAACUGGAUGUACUAGAAUGUCCUCCUCUGCCAUGUUUAAAUGCAAAAAAAAACUAAUCCAUAGAACCAAUGAUUGUAUUUAAAAAAAGCUAAAAACCAAUUGGUUCACAGUGUCAAUAAAAAAGAGAAGCCUGUUUCAAAGUUUCCUCAAGAUCAAAACGA